CAUCAGCGCACCCUGGUGUUAUGUUUCGUCAAGCUGCCUGGUGAAUGUCUAGGUUUCUAUGUAGUAUAUAGUUUGUCUUUUUUUUGCACAUAUAAAAAAAUAUAUUUUCAUAUGCAAACAAUUAUCAGAUUUAUUGUAUAUGGUAUAUGUAAAUAAUACUACCUAACUUAAAAGACAACGGUUCGUUUUAAAUUGGGUAACGAAAGAUGGAUGCCUAUACAGUACCAUUAGAUCCGGAAACAGAAUUGUAUUGCACAAUUUAUUUAUUUGCAUAUGUGCAAAAUAUCGAUGAAGUACGUUUGAAAGUUUUAAACGGUGAACUUUCUUGUGCUGUUGUAAAAGCAGCACUCGUAGUGGAUGUGUUUCAAAUAUUGGUAGCUGCCAAUAAAGCUGCGGUCAAUGAGAAGAUGAAACAACUUACCACGAAGAGUUUAUACACGGAACUUUUGUAUAAUUUAUCAAUGUCAAAGAACAUAUCACGUUCGUUAAUAGAAUUUGGUAUUAAUGAUCGCGACAAAAAUAUAGUGGUAGCGCAAAUACACAAAAUAAACGAUGAAAAAUCAUUAUCGCAACCUCUCUUGGACAGUGUGAAAGGGGAACGAAUAGCAAUUUCAAGAUUAUCAGAAUUUUCGGAUCAUGACUUAAUUAGAAAAACGUAUAAAAUCGACGACGAUGAACUAACUGUUUCGAACCUGGCCGAUUCAGUUGUGUCCAGAAUUAGUUGUAAGGAAUGUAUAUUAUUAAAAUAGGAUCAAAGUCGUGAACGACAUCGCGAUACGCUAAUGGAGAAAUUAAAAGAUUGUAUUCUUAAUUCGGUUUGUCAUUGCUGACAAUAAAAGUUUGUUAGAAAUUUUA
Messenger RNA from Nomia melanderi (Alkali bee), 855 nucleotides. Its product is annotated as EKC/KEOPS complex subunit TPRKB. Gene Ontology annotation, biological process: tRNA threonylcarbamoyladenosine modification. NCBI's taxonomy places the organism in Eukaryota, Metazoa, Arthropoda, Insecta, Hymenoptera, Halictidae. The record is from RefSeq and is a predicted model, not a curated record. Gene Ontology annotation, cellular component: cytosol; EKC/KEOPS complex; nucleus.